Molecule: messenger RNA, 3294 nt
Organism: Psammomys obesus (fat sand rat)
Lineage: Eukaryota; Metazoa; Chordata; Mammalia; Rodentia; Muridae
Gene: Eif4e2
Product: eukaryotic translation initiation factor 4E family member 2
Exons: 8
Coding region: 57-767 (236 amino acids)
Biological process (GO): translational initiation
Cellular component (GO): cytoplasm; eukaryotic translation initiation factor 4F complex
Molecular function (GO): translation initiation factor activity; RNA 7-methylguanosine cap binding
Source: RefSeq, a predicted model, not a curated record
GACCCGGUAGAGCGGAAGUCACUCCGUGAGGCAGUGGCGACAGCGGCGGCGAGAGGAUGAACAACAAGUUCGACGCCUUAAAAGAUGAUGAUAGUGGAGACCAUGAUCAGAAUGAAGAAAACAGCACACAGAAAGAUGGUGAGAAGGAAAAAACGGAACGAGACAAGAGCCAGAGCAGCGGCAAGAGGAAGGCUGUUGUCCCUGGACCAGCAGAGCAUCCCCUGCAGUACAACUACACCUUUUGGUACUCUAGGAGAACCCCCGGCCGUCCCACCAGCUCACAGAGCUAUGAGCAGAACAUCAAGCAGAUUGGCACCUUUGCCUCCGUGGAGCAGUUCUGGAAGUUUUACAGCCACAUGGUACGUCCUGGGGACCUGACAGGCCACAGUGACUUUCAUCUCUUCAAAGAAGGAAUUAAACCUAUGUGGGAGGAUGAUGCAAAUAAAAAUGGUGGCAAGUGGAUCAUUCGACUUCGGAAGGGCUUAGCUUCCCGCUGCUGGGAGAAUCUCAUCCUGGCCAUGCUGGGGGAGCAAUUCAUGGUUGGGGAGGAGAUCUGUGGGGCUGUGGUCUCUGUCCGCUUUCAGGAGGACAUUAUUUCCAUAUGGAAUAAGACCGCCAGCGACCAAGCAACCACAGCCCGAAUCCGGGAUACUCUUCGGCGCGUGCUUAACCUACCUCCCAACACCAUUAUGGAAUACAAAACCCACACCGACAGCAUCAAGGCCUGGGAGGAGUUUCAUGGCCUGGUGAACAGCAGCGGCCGCUGAUCGGACGCUCCCCCUCUGUCUCUCACACUCAGGGGACAAUUCAAGCUUUCGAAAUACAAAAAUCACAUUGUGAAAGUGCACAAGCUGGCAAUAAUCCUUUUCUGUUUGUGUGUUUGUCUGAAAUGGAUGUGAGGUUCAGGCAGUCCUGUCUGCUCACUAAAGGGGUGUACCUAAGCCACAUGCUCCCCUUCUGCACUCGUUCCUGGAAGACGGACUCCACUAGACACCUUCCAGCAUUGCUGACCUUAUAAAGCAAGAAGAAUGGGGAAAAUGUGACUUUGUCAUAGACAAACACUUUUUAAUGGGGCUCUGUGCAGGAGUGCAGCCGUCUUCUUGCUGUGUGCUAUCCAGAUGCCUCUUGGCACCCUGCUGUACUCUCCUGCUGUGCGAAGGACUUGACCGACCACAUGUAUGUGCCCUGUGCUGGGUCUGACCUGAGCGUUAUCAGUAUUAUGAAUGCUUGCGCAUCCAGGAACAGCCUCUGCUUAGAGUUGAAGAGAACCAAAUGCCUCUCCCAGCUCUACUGUUAAGUUAUUGUGUGUUCCUCUCUCCCAAGCCCCCAGCACACUUUGAACAUGUGUUAGGAUGUGAUGACAGCCUAGGAUUCUGUGUCCUUUGCGCCUUAUACCUCCAGUGGGGUUCUCCUUCUUAGGCACUGUGGCACUUAAAUCGUGAUCCCAGGCAGCAAAGGUUUUGCUGAUGAAACCUAAGGUAUCUGCCCUCUAAGAGAAGGUGGAGAAGAAUGCAGUUCAGUCAGAAGCUGGAUUAUAGUGCAGGUCCCAUGUGUGGGGUUGGGGCUGAGGGCGGGGAUUGAAACCAGCCUCCCAUGCGAGUGGGACUUGUGUGCUGAGCAUGGUCUGUGGGGCUUGCAUGUCCCUCAUGGAGGAGGAAGCAACAGCUGCUUAGUGCCACUUUAACACUUAGUGUGUAGAUCCCACAGUGCUGAAAUGGACAUCUGAAGAAUCGGCAGCCUUGCUGGAUGCUUUUAUUUGACGGCUGUAUCUGUCAGCUGUGGUUGGAAAAGACUUUGGUCCUCAACACCUGGAUGUAAGCAAAUUGUCCAGAUCCUCAAUGCCCAGAAGGCUUCUGCAGGCAUGUCCUCAUCAGAGAAGCUGGGUGUUCUCACUCUGGGAGCCUGGGGCCAGAGAGAUCAAAAGAGCACCCAAGAUCACGGAAGAGAGGGGCAGCUGCAGCGGUUUCAGGUAGUAGCUCUGUGUACUGGGCUCUUGUGAGCCGAGAUGGCAGUACCUUAAAUUAAGGCCUCUCUUUAUGCGUAUCCCUGAAGCCUGGCUCCUCAGCCACCGGGCUCAGGAAUUCUGAAGGUUACAGCAUCUCCUUUUAUUCACCUCACUCUCUUCCAGUUUUCCAACCUCUGCCCCUCCAGUCACUGUUAUCUGGGAAUGCCUUUCCCUGAAAGAACAGAGUACAGGCGUCAAGGGGGAAGAUGUUUCUGCUGUGGGUGAAGCCAUCUGAGAAGAAAGUCCAGUAGGGAUUGAAACUCCAGGAAUCUGAAGAAUGCACUCUGGGGUGGUUGUGAAGGCUCCAGCACCACGGGAGCAUCACUGGCUGUCAAGGAGGCAAAGGCUGCUCCUGGAGGCUUGACUCAGGCAGGAGGCCUCACGUUUGCCUAUGCUCAGGUCGCCUCAAAAUUCCAAAGAGCAGACAUUUGGACUUGCCUUCCUUUGGGCAUCUCUCUAGUGUGUGUGUGCAUGUGCAUGUGCACGUGUGUGCGCAUGCAUGCAUGCAUGUACAGUGUGUCUGAGUGAGGCCUGUGUCAGGCCUAAUGGUUAGAUGUUUUAUUUUGCCUUUUUUUUUUUUUUUUUUUUUUUUUUUUUUUUUUUUUUUUUUUUUUUUAAUCUCAUUUGUUCAGAGGUUUGAAUCUCCAAUGUUUUCUAGAGCUGCUUGUCUUUCCCCAUCCUCUUGGUCAUAUAGUAUUUGACAGUUGGAUUUUUUUUCCCAUUUAAAGUAUGCUGACCCUGCUGCCAUGUGAGUGAGGGUUCUCAGGAUCAGGCAGCAGCUAAACCCCAGUGUUCUUCCAGGUGCUCUGCCGAACAGCUUAAGGGGAAAUUGACUAGUCAGUGUACUCAAACCACCCAUUUUCCAACCAGCUGGAGAAGUUUCUCCAUUUAUUUUGACUUCACAGGCCUCUGGUAGGCUGAGAUACCACAUGGUUGUGGUUAUGGAAUCGUCUGUUCUCGAAACAGGAGGUAGAGGCCUGCCGGAGCCAAUGUGACCAGAAGAUAGGUUGCUGCUAGAGAAGGGAGAGUCACAUUUGUCCUGCUCCCCCUUCUGCCUCCACGGCCCACUCCUCUCAAGAGCCGUUCUCUUUGUCCUUUUGUUUGUGUGUAUGUGUUUUCCCUGUGACACUGGCAGUGAGGAUACCUUUUCAUCCAGAGAAAAGCUUGUCAGUGCUCCAAGAAUGAAUUUCCAAGUAUUGCCGGAGGGGAAGGAGCAGGGGCUGUGACAGUGAUGUAGCGUUGCACUUUGAGAGGAUUGUCUACUGCAGUAAUAAAUGGAACGUAUCAGC